UUAAAGGCGUGAUCCUGUAAUGUUCGAUGCAUUGUUAUCCUUUAUGCUUUUACAGUAAUCUCAGUAGCCUAAAACCCAAAACCCUUAACCAGGCCAAAAAAUUAAGCUCAGCUAUCUGCCGCCGUCGCCGACCACCACCGUCCGCCGCUAGUGAAGAAACUGAUCCUGCAUCCUUCCGUCGCCAUGGGAAGCAGAAACGAUAGAAACCACAAAAAGAAAGGAGUUAAUUUGGGACCCAAAAGGUCUUCAUUUCAAAAGAAGAAGACGGAACUUGUCAAGAAGAAGAACAAGAACAGUAAGAAGAAGAAGGGUGUAAACGGCAAGAAAGACGAAAUUCGUGUGAGGAAUGAUGAGAAGAACUAUGAGAAUGGCGUUGAGAUGGUGGAGGAGAAGAGCGGAGGGAAAGUGGCGAAAAGAAGAAAAAGUAGCAAAAACGAGGACUUAGUUCCGUUCCCGACGGCUUCUCAACAGUUGAAUUACUUUCUCAAUCAGUAUCAAUCUGGCAAUGGAAUUCAACUCUCUGCUUUGGAAUUGGAAGCUUAUAAAGAUGAAUACAUGCUGGAGUUAAAGGAAAAAAAAUCUCAAACAAGUUUAGCUGUGCAGAUGAAGAGCGCUUUUGGAUCAUCAUAUCAAGAAGUUCUCUGUCAUAAACAGAUUGCUGAAGGGAAAAUUGAUCCCGGGAAUCCAGCACUUCUUGUAAUAUCCUCAUCAGCAUUGAGGUCAUUGGAACUUUUUAGGGAAUUUCGGCCGCUGACCAAAGAAUGCCCCGCUGUUAAGUUGUUCUCGAAGCACAUGAAGAUAGAGGAGCAGGUUUCUCUUCUAAAGAACCGUGUCAACAUUGCUUGUGGUACUCCAAAUAGGUAAAGCAUGUGGAAUUUCUUGCUUAAGCAAUGCCUCAUAUGCUAAGAUGCUUUUCAUGUAGUUUAUCUUUCCUUGUGUUUAUUCAAUCUAAGUCAGCCUUCGUUAAUCCUUGUAAUGCGGAGUCACCAAAAGAUAAAACAUGUGCAUUCUUGUUGGUCGAUUGUGUUUUUUUUUUUUUUUU
Oldenlandia corymbosa var. corymbosa is the source of this 1042-nucleotide messenger RNA. NCBI's taxonomy places the organism in Eukaryota, Viridiplantae, Streptophyta, Magnoliopsida, Gentianales, Rubiaceae. The record is from the annotation of a GenBank genome assembly.